AUGCCUCCAAAAUUCAGGGUUCCUUUUGGUGAACCGCAAGAAGAAACUCAAUACGCAACCCCUCGAGCCACGCAUACAGAGACCGAUAAUAUAUUAGCAGAAGCCGAUUCAACGCUAGAUAGAGAUGAUCUUCUACCGCCAGCAAGCAACAGGCCAACGUGGUCUCAAAAAUACCAGGAAAACACAGCAGAAUCUCGUAAGAGGCUACCACUGAUCUUGAAAAAUAGCCCUUCCCGAACCUUUACAGAACCCAUGAACUCUUCCACACCACUUUCUGGAAUCCAGCAUAAGAUCCCACCCAAAAUGGGCAGGGUGCUUUUCUCACCUACAACAGAGGUAAUUAAUUACGAAGAGAGCUUUGAUAAGGAGAAGCGCAAAAAUGAACGCCCACUGGAAACGCCGACGAAUGCAGACUUCUUCGACAACUAUACACGUCCGUACAUCUUGCUGAUGUACCUCCAACUUUUCUUUAACGUCGUUCUCGCCCUGGUUGUUCUUUACAUCAUAUUCAGCUUCAUAACGACAAUUAGGGCUGAUACGAAGCAUAAAAUAGAACUAGCCACCACCGAUGCUUUGCGUGAAAUAUCCUUGUGUUCAAGAGAAUAUUACAGAAACAAAUGUUCCACCGACAGAAGGACGCCUGCAUUAGAAGUUCCAUGCUUAGAGUGGGAAAAGUGCAUGAAUAGAGACCCUGAGAAGAUCGGCAAGUCGUUGGUGACCGCACACACGUUUGGCGAAAUAAUCAACGAGUUCUUGAAACCAAUUAGCUGGAAGCUGAUAUUUCUUCUUAACCUGAUUUUGAUUGGAAGCUUUAUUGCGACUAAUGUCUUGAUGGGAAGUUUUAGAAGAGAAAACAACUACGAACAGCUUGAUAACCUCAAAAAAUUGAAAGCCAUGGAAAAAAGACUCAGAGACACGGAAAUCGAACUAGAAGAGAUGCGGCGUCACAACUCGGAACUACAAAAGCGAGACCGGAAUUAUCUUACUCAGCAAGACCUCGCAUUAGUCAAUGAUAGCAUCAAUUACUCCCCGCUCAUGGCGAAGCUGAGGCGGUGA
This is a messenger RNA of Candidozyma auris, 1056 nucleotides long. RefSeq lists its product as uncharacterized. The record is from RefSeq and is a predicted model, not a curated record. Bases 1 to 1056 code for a protein of 351 amino acids. Gene Ontology annotation, cellular component: nuclear envelope; nuclear membrane. The transcript has a single exon. NCBI's taxonomy places the organism in Eukaryota, Fungi, Ascomycota, Pichiomycetes, Serinales, Metschnikowiaceae. Gene Ontology annotation, biological process: nuclear envelope organization; lipid homeostasis.